AUGCAUAAUUUCAACGUGAGUGGAUUUCUUCUCUUGGGAUUUUCUGCCAAACCUGAACAAGAACUCUUGUAUGCUUCUCUGUUCUUGGUCUUAUACGUGUUGGCUUUAACUGGCAACAUGCUCAUCAUCACCACAACUUCCCUGGAUGACAGUCUCCAGUCCCCCAUGUAUUUCUUCCUGAAGCAUCUCUCCUUGUUGGAUCUCUGUUACAUUUCCGUGACUGUGCCAAAAUUUAUUUACAACUCUUUCAUACAAAGUGGAACUAUUUCCCUCUGGGAAUGCAUAGUGCAGUGCUUUACUUUGAUUACCUGUAGUUCUGCUGAGAUGGCGAUGCUCACAUUGAUGUCCUAUGAUCGUUAUGUGGCCAUCUGCCUUCCCCUACACUAUGAUGUCAUCAUGAAUGUCAGAACCUGUGUCCAUGGGAUCGCCGGUGUCUGGAUCAGCGGGACCCUCUCUGGAGUCAUGCAUACGGCAGCUACUUUCUCCAUCCAGUUUUGUGGCCCCCGCAUCAUUCACCAGUUCUUCUGUGAUAUUCCCCAGCUCCUGAGACUCUCCUGUUCUAAUGACUAUCUCAGGGAGAUUGGGGUUACAGUAUUCAUUGCUCUGUUAUCAUUUGGCUGUAUCACCUUUAUUGGUUGCUCCUAUGUGCGAAUAUUUUCUUCUGUGCUGAGGAUCCCAUCUGCUGAGGGCAGAACUAAGGCUUUUUCCACAUGCAUUCCCCACCUUGCUGUUGUCAUUUUAUUUGCUUGUACAGGUUUCUUUGAGUUCUUAAAACCUCAUUCUGACAAUCCAUCAGCUCUCGACAUUGUACUCACUAUUUUUUAUUCUAUUGUGCCCCCAACACUCAAUCCAUUGAUCUAUAGCCUAAGAAACAAAGCAAUGAAAACAGCUAUUAGGAUGGUUUUUAAGAGAAGUUCCAGAAAGAUACUCACUGGAGCAAGCGAGUUUCAGGAUCCGGGGGAUAUCAGACAAGAACUGGUGAGUGACACGGGGACCACAGAAGUGGAUGGAGAAAGUAGCUGCCACAUGCAUGACUCCAGAGAUGGCCCCACUGACCCAGACACUGAUGACUCCAUGGACACAGGUUCUGACAUUUAUGAUGAUUUCAUAGCACAGGGGCAGGCAGAUGGCCAUGUAGUGGUCAUAGGAUAUUACCAUGAGUAUGGCCAUCUCGGCAAUUGCAUAGAUGACUAA
This is a messenger RNA of Sorex fumeus (smoky shrew), 1194 nucleotides long. Its product is annotated as olfactory receptor 14J1-like. The transcript is spliced from 3 exons. Gene Ontology annotation, molecular function: olfactory receptor activity; odorant binding; G protein-coupled receptor activity. Gene Ontology annotation, cellular component: membrane. The record is from RefSeq and is a predicted model, not a curated record. Lineage: Eukaryota; Metazoa; Chordata; Mammalia; Eulipotyphla; Soricidae. Bases 1 to 1194 code for a protein of 397 amino acids. Gene Ontology annotation, biological process: G protein-coupled receptor signaling pathway.